Molecule: messenger RNA, 1833 nt
Organism: Caenorhabditis bovis
Lineage: Eukaryota; Metazoa; Nematoda; Chromadorea; Rhabditida; Rhabditidae
Source: the annotation of a GenBank genome assembly
AUGGUUGUUGAAAAGGACACCGUAAUGGAUAAAAAUGCUUCAAAUUCGAUGAUGUGGGAAGAUGAAGAAGAACCAUCAACAUCAAAAAAUUCAGAAGAAAGCCUUUUUCAAGGGGAAAAUCAAUUAUACCCGUCAAGAAAAAAUGCAGCAAAUAUAAGUCAUCACAAACAAAAUGAACGUGAAGAGGAUAUGGCUGCCCAAGGACAAUUGUAUUCCGAAAUGCCUCCGGCAAACAUCAAAAAAGGAAAUUCUGCUGAAGCUGCUUUACUUGUUCGUCCUUUUGAGGAUAAUGCCGAACCAGCUACAACGUCGAAUUCAAAAAUGUCCACUGACAAACUUGUAGCAUUGUCACCAUCGAAGGCCGUUAAUAUUUUGCCUGUUAAUCGAAACUUGAUUAUCACUUCAACAAAUAAUUUGAUUGCGAUCGGAAGGAAGCCGCAAAACUACGCGGUCUCAUCAACUCUGUCCAAUAAAAAAAAAAUUUGUCAAAGUCAGUUUGAUCCAUCAUCUCAAUCGACACUCGGAUGGCAAGCAGAAAAAAAGAAUUUGCGCGAACGAAUCGCUCAUAUGUACUGCAAUGAGACUCUCGCCGAUGUUUAUUUUGUUGUUGGAAAUGAUCAGUGCAAGCAGACUAUUCCCGCCCAUAAGUUUGUGCUUUCUAUUGGUAGUGUGGUGUUCGACGCGAUGUUCAAUGGCGGACUGACACCGAGAAAUACGGACACACCGUUGGAAAUCGAGCUACCCGAUGUAGAACCAUCGGCAUUCUUAACCUUACUCAAAUUUUUGUAUUCUGAUGAGGUGUCUAUUGGUCCAGAAUCCGUAAUGACGACGCUAUACACGGCGAAAAAGUAUGCGGUUCCUGCAAUGGAGACAGCUUGCGUGGAAUUCUUGAAACAGAGUCUUGAAGCUGACAAUGCAUUUAUGCUUCUAUCGCAGGCGAAACUUUUCGAAGAACCUCAACUGGAGCAGCUUUGUCUCGACCUCAUUGACAAAAAUACUCUUGAAGCAAUCAACGCUGACGGGUUCACCGAUAUCGAUUUGGCGACACUUUGCGACGUUCUGAAUAGAAACUCUCUGCGAGUUCGAGAAAUUCAUUUAUUCCAGGCGGUGGUUCGAUGGGCGAAAGCAGAAUGCGAACGUCGAAAUGUUCCAUGCACAGCGGAAAAUAAACGAGUUGUUCUUGGAAAUGCGCUACAACUUAUCAGAUUCCCUUUGAUGAAAAUUGACGAAUUUGCGCUGCACGUUGAGCCGGAAAGUCUUCUAUCCGAUAGAGAAAUGACGCAGAUCUUUAAAUAUCUUGCCGUCAAUCCUUCAGAUCGCCCGGAAUUAGUAUACUCAGACACCCCAAGAUGCUACAUGUCAUCAACUGAAAAAGUGGUAUCGAGAUUCCAAAGGCAUGAGAAUCGUUGGGGCUAUUGUGGAACGCCGGAUCGUAUCAAAUUUACUGUUGAUCGCAGUAUUUUUGUUAUUGGAUUGGGAUUGUAUGGAUCCAUUCAUGGUCCACAUCAGUACAAAGUCCAAAUCAAGUUAAUCCACUGUGGAACUGGAAAGACUUUAACUGAGCAUGACACCAGUUUUGUUUGUGAUGGUACACCGACCCCGUGUAGAGUGUUGUUCAAAGAGCCAGUGGAAAUUCUUCCAGCAGUCACUUACAUAGCAUCAGCGUGUGUGAUGGGUCCGGACACGUAUUACGGAACCAAAGGUCUUCGUCGAAUUGUUCAUACGGAAGCUGACGUAACAUUCCAAUUCACGUACGCUGCUGUUAACAACAACGGAACAAGUGUCGAAGAUGGACAAAUCCCAGAAAUUGUAUUUUACACGGCACAGAAAUAG